GGUAGUAGCUGGCUGGAGCGCUGACGAGCGGACGGGUGGACGCACGGGCCGAACGGACCCGCGGCGGAUGCUGAAUCUGAAGUCAAGAGAAAAUUCUGAAAGAUUGUGCUGAGCAAAUUACGUAUUGUAAUGCCUCAAAAGAUAACAAAGAAAAUGUAACUAGGUGUCUGGAGGAAACUCAGGGAGGGACUAGAGUGAGGGCAUCAAGAACCACUCAGCAACGAUGUCAGCAGAAGUGGAGACCUCUGAGGGAGUAGAUGAGUCUGAGAAAAAUAACUCUGUGGCCCCAGAAAAGGAAAACCAUACCAGAAUGGCUGAUCUCUCUGAGCUCCUCAAAGAAGGGACCAAGGAAGCACAUGACCGGGCAGAAAACACCCAGUUUGUCAAGGACUUCUUGAAAGGCAACAUAAAGAAGGAGAUAUUUAAGCGGGCUACAACUGCACUUUACUUCACAUACUCAGCCCUUGAGGAGGAAAUGGACCGCAACAAGGACCACCCAGCCUUUGCCCCUUUAUACUUCCCCAUGGAGCUGCACCGGAAGGAGGCGCUGACCAAGGACAUGGAGUACUUCUUUGGUGAGAACUGGGAGGAGCUGGUGAAGUGCUCCGAGGCUACCCAGAAGUACGUAGAACGGAUCCACUAUAUAGGGCAGAAUGAGCCAGAGCUGCUGGUGGCCCAUGCAUACACUCGCUACAUGGGGGACCUAUCAGGAGGCCAGGUGCUGAAGAAGGUGGCCCAGCGGGCACUGAAACUCCCCAGCACAGGGGAAGGGACCCAGUUCUACCUGUUUGAGCAUGUGGACAAUGCCCAGCAGUUCAAGCAGUUUUACCGGGCCAGGAUGAAUGCCCUGGAUCUGAAUCUGAAGACCAAAGAGAGGAUCGUGGAGGAGGCCAACAAGGCCUUUGAGUACAAUAUGCAGAUAUUCAAUGAACUGGACCAGGCUGGCUCUGCCUUGGCCAGAGAGACCCUGGAGGAUGGGCUCCCUGUGCACGACGGGAAGGGAGAUGUACGUAAAUGCCCCUUCUAUGCUGCUCAAGAAGACAAAGGUGCCCUGGAGGGCAGCAGCUGCCCCUUACGGACAGCCAUGGCUGCGCUGAGGAAGCCCAGUCUCCAGUUCAUUUUGGCUGCUGGUGUGGCCCUGGCUGCUGGACUCUUGGCCUGGUACUACAUGUGAAGGACCUGUCAUGCCAUGCUGGAGUCCUCCCAAGUGACCUCUGUCCUACUCCCAUCUCUACCCCACUAAUCUACCACCUCAGGUGACUUUUGAAAUGCUGGGUUUGAGAAAACAAGCAACCAAUAAAAGCUAGAUGCUAGCUCUGCCUGAUAGCAUCUUCUCUGUAGGCCAGAUGGGCACCAGGCAUAUGGGCUAUCAUCCUCACAGCAGCUAGCACAGUAGGGCAAGCCUGGAACAAGCUCUGCUCCAUGGCUUCUGCACCUUGAGCCCUAGGUGCAUUCCCUUCAUUCUCUAUCUUCACAGUACCUGAGGAAAUAUGUCCUUGCCCUGUUGGGAGUAAGCCCUAGUAGCCAGUAUGCCUCAGUUCUGUGGGAUGAGAGGGGUAAACAAUAUUGCUCAACUUCUGGGCCUUCUUUGGGGACCUGGGGGUGAGGUUGGGCCGAAGCCAGAAUCCUUCUCUGCCUCAGAGGCCCUAGAAGCUCUUUCUUAAUCAAGAGCUCCCAAAGGUGUGCAAGCCUGGGCUGUCCCCUCCCCUGGUCUGUGUAAAUGUUAUAGCAUUCAAUAAAAUGGACUCUGUA
Molecule: messenger RNA, 1752 nt
Organism: Sciurus carolinensis (gray squirrel)
Lineage: Eukaryota; Metazoa; Chordata; Mammalia; Rodentia; Sciuridae
Gene: Hmox2
Product: heme oxygenase 2
Exons: 7
Coding region: 224-1174 (316 amino acids)
Biological process (GO): response to oxidative stress; heme oxidation; heme catabolic process
Molecular function (GO): heme oxygenase (decyclizing) activity; heme binding
Source: RefSeq, a predicted model, not a curated record